This is a messenger RNA of Coccidioides posadasii C735 delta SOWgp, 972 nucleotides long. RefSeq lists its product as uncharacterized. Gene Ontology annotation, biological process: fatty acid beta-oxidation. The record is from RefSeq and is a predicted model, not a curated record. Gene Ontology annotation, molecular function: enoyl-CoA hydratase activity. Gene Ontology annotation, cellular component: mitochondrion. NCBI's taxonomy places the organism in Eukaryota, Fungi, Ascomycota, Eurotiomycetes, Onygenales, Onygenaceae.
GUUGAUGAGAGCACCUGGACUGCAGCCAUUGAGCAUCCGUUGAAUUUGUCAAGUAUUGUCUUUCCGGCGCAAUCGAUCACAAUGUUUUCAAACCGAUGUGCAAGGCUUGUUGCCUCUCGAACGUCAGUCCCAUUGACGUCAUACCUGGCCCGGGCGAGAUUCUCUUCCACAGCUUCUCCAGCUUCUGCAGCGUAUGAAUAUAUCUUGACCUCUACACCAAAGCCGGGAGUGGGAUUGAUCACUCUUAACCGACCCAAGGCUUUAAACGCACUUUGCAGCCCCCUCUUCCGUGAACUCAAUGAAGCUCUGACGAAAUAUGACGAAGAUAAAGACAUCGGUGCCAUAAUCAUCACUGGCAGUGAAAAAGCCUUUGCUGCUGGCGCCGAUAUCAAGGAAAUGGCACCCUUAACGUUCGCUGCAGCAUACUCGAACAACUUUAUUGCCCCUUGGUCCCAUCUGGCUAACUCAAUCCGCACUCCCGUCAUUGCCGCCGUUUCUGGUUAUGCUCUUGGCGGUGGGUGCGAAUUGGCACUGAUGUGUGACAUGAUUUAUUGCACAUCCAAGGCAACCUUCGGCCAGCCCGAGAUUAAAUUGGGUACCAUCCCUGGUGCUGGUGGCUCUCAGCGUUUGACUAAGAUCGUUGGAAAGAGCAAGGCCAUGGAAUUGAUUUUGACUGGAAAUACCUUCAGUGGGAAAGAGGCCGGAGAAUGGGGGGUGGCCGCUAAGGUUGUCGACGGUGGAAAAGAUGAAUUACUCGCAGCUGCACUGGAAACCGCCACCACUAUUGCCGGAUACAGUCGUGUCGCUGUCGUUGCUGCAAAAGAAGUUGUCAACAAGAGCCAGGAGCUGUCGUUGGGAGAGGGCGUUGAUUACGAGAGACGCCUUUUCCACGGGUUAUUCGGCAGCAAAGAUCAAAAGAUAGGAAUGACUGCGUUUGCCGAGAAGAAGAAGCCAGAAUGGGCCAAUGAGUAA